Emys orbicularis (European pond turtle) is the source of this 529-nucleotide messenger RNA. It is a transcript of the gene NDUFS6, whose product is annotated as NADH:ubiquinone oxidoreductase subunit S6. The coding region runs from base 61 to 447 and encodes 128 amino acids. The transcript has 4 exons. The record is from RefSeq and is a predicted model, not a curated record. NCBI's taxonomy places the organism in Eukaryota, Metazoa, Chordata, Testudines, Emydidae. Gene Ontology annotation, biological process: mitochondrial electron transport, NADH to ubiquinone.
AAGCGUGUUGCGCAUGUGCAGCCGCAGCACCGGGUUGCUCGAUCACGUGGUUGAGUCAAAAUGGCAGCGCCCUACUCGACCUUCCGCGGAUUGUUGUUGCUAAGGCGCCUCGCUCCAGUUCGAGUGGCGGCCGCACCCCCGCGGAGAGGCUACGGCGCGCGCGUGUCCGAGAGCGGCGAGAGCGUGACGCACACGGGACAGGUUUAUGAAGAAAAUGACUACAGGAAGGUUCGAUUUGUUGCUCGACAGAAGGAGGUAAAUGAGACCUUUGCUAUUGACUUAAUAGCAGAGCAGCCUGUGAAUAAAGUUGAAAGCCGAGUGAUAUCAUGUGAUGGUGGUGGUGGAGCUCUGGGACAUCCUAAAGUGUACAUAAAUUUGGACAAAGAUACAAAAACUGGAACAUGUGGUUACUGUGGACUUCAGUUUAAACAGAAACAUCACCACUGAAAGAUCAUCCCUUCAUGCCCUGCAGAAUUCUGUCAGAAUUUGUGUUAAAAUAUUAACAAUAAAUGAAAUUUAAAAGCUCAAA